AGCCAGCCCGGCCCAGGCCCGCCGCCCCAACUAGGCGCGGGCGGCUCCCCAGGCAGCCGACGCUGUGCUUCGGUGUCGGGGGAAGAACGUUGUGGACUGAGCAGCAGCAGACCUUCGGACUCCUGGGCCUCCUCGCGCGGCAGGCGCACUCGGCAAAAAGCCGCCUGCCAGUCACCCGCGAUGGCCGCCGGCACGGGGCCCCCAGAGCGCCUGCGCACAGCGACGAUACGGGUCGGGGGGAUGACCUGCGGCGCCUGCUCCUCCACUGUGGAGCGGUCCCUGGCGGGCGCGGCCGGCGUGCGCGAGGCGACAGUGUCGUGCGUCACCGGCAUGGCGCGCGUGAAGUUCGACGCCAGCGUGGUGCAGGCAGGCCAGCUCCUGGACACUGUCGAGUGCGUAGGCUUCGACGCCGUCCUGGAAGGCGAGGAGGACGUCCCCGCCCCUGCACCGACUGGCGCGGCGCCCCCGGACGCCACCAUCCCGAAGACCUCAAGGUCUCCGGCAUGACCUGCAGCGCCUGCUCCGGCACGGUGGAGAGGCUCCUGCGGGGCCUGCCGGGCGUGAGCCGGGCGACGGUGAGCCUCGUGCUGAGCCGCGCCUACGUGGUCUGCUGCCCGUCGAGGCAGUCGCCGGAGGUCCUAUGCGAGGAGAUCGAGUGCGUCGGCUUCGACGCGGAGGUCGUCUGCACAGGCACAGCCGAAAUGCUGAGCGGGCAGGCGACCCUUCACGUCAAGGCAACCUGCCCCAGCGGGACGGUGGAGGCGGCAGCCCGGCAGCUCCCGGGCGUGCUCGGCUGCAGGACGCUCUCCGAGGGCCAGCAGCGCAUCACCUACGACCCGCACGCCGCGGGCGCCCGGCAGCUGCUGGCACAGCUGAGGCGGGCGGUGGCCCCCGAGGCCGAGGUGGAGUGGACGAGCGCGAGCAGCUCUGACGAGCAGCGCCAGAGCCAUGUGCAGCACAUCCGCGACCUCCAGCGGGAUCUGCUCCGGGCGGCGCCCCCCGCGGCUGUGAUCUUCUUCCUGGUCAUCCUGCUCCCCAGCCUGGGGAGCGGCCACGCCCUCGAGGCCCUGCUCGCGACCCAGCUGCACCCAGGGCUUACGGUGCUGACGCUCGUUGUCCUCACGCUCGCCACCCCAGUGCAGUUCAUCCCUGGGCGCCGCUUUCACGCUGCCGCCUUCGCGGCGGUGAAGCGGGGGUCUCCCAACAUGGACGUGCUUGUGAGUGUCGCGAGCGGCACCGCGUACUUCUAUUCCAUCGGCCUCGUCCUUUUCUGCGUCACCAUGCCCGACCUUCCCAGCGUCCACCUGCUCGGGCACGCCACGGGCCACUUUCUCGCGAUGGGCCCCGUGCUGAUAGCCGUGGUGCUCCUCGGCAAGAGCAUCGAGUCCCGCGCGAAGCUCACGGCGAUGGAGGCGCUGACCGGCACUGGUUGCGGAUUCCCUCGAACCUGCCGGCCACUGCGCUCCUCUGCGAGGACAGCGGUGAGUCUGUCCAGCCAGUUGAGCUCGUGGAGCUUGGCGACGUGCUUCGCAUCUAUGCAGGCGGCCGCAUCCCGGUUGACGGCACCAUGUGUUCACAGUCAGGUGUGCAUGUGGACGAGGCGAUGUUGACUGGGGAGAGUAGGCCUGUCUCGAAGCAAGACGGAGACAUGCUCUUCGGAGGGACGCUCUGCUUGUCUGGUGGCUGCCUCAUGCGCGUCACGAAUGUGGGAGGCGACACCACCAUAGGCCAAAUGGUGAAGCUUGUCCAGGACGCUCAGGCCAGCAAGGCAAACGUGCAGCGCGUUGCAGACUCCAUUGCGCGGGUGUUCGUACCGUUCGUGAUCAGUCUUGCUAUUCUGACGUUCGCAGUGUGGAGCGCGCUCGUGUUCUCGGGGAGAGUGAGCCCCCCGAUGCUCGACACCAUGGGCCAUGGAGGCAUGGAAGCGGACUCCCGGGCGGUACGCUCACUUCAGCUGCUGUUCGCUAUGAAAUUCGGGAUCGCCGUUCUGAUGAUUGCCUGCCCGUGUGCGAUGGGCUUGGCAACCCCAAUGGCGGUGAUGGUCGCGACGGGUCUCGCAGCGAAGCGCGGCUGCCUGGUGAAGAGCGCGGAGGCCCUGGAGGUGUCCGCUCGACUGGACGUCGUGGUCCUGGACAAGACGGGAACCAUCACCAAGGGCCAGCCGAGUGUCAGGGCCGCCGCUUGCUGCGCCGAGGCCUUCGCGACGCUGGAGCAGGCCUGGGAGGCGCUGCUCGGCUCGGCGGAGGGAGCGCCCAAACGGCGGAGCGCUCCAGCGACCAGCAGCUCCGGGCCGACCGUACAGCUGAUCGGCGCGGAGGACGUGUGCAGUUCGAAUGGCCUGGAAGACUGCUUCUGGUGGAUCCUGGGCAGCCUCGAAAGUGCCAGCGACCAUCCCAUCGCCAGGUGCGUGCUGACCGCCGCGCAGGAGGUCCCCGGCCUGCCGCCCCUCGCAGCACCGCAGGACUUCGAGGUGACCGCUGGCAGGGGCGUGCGGUGCACGCUGAGUCAGCUGGGCGGCGUCACCGCCAGGGUCGGGAAUCUGACGUACUUCAUGGAGUCCAUGCCAGAGCAGGCGUCGCAAACCAAUCAGGAGCUCCUGCAGUGGAUGGAAGGCAUGCAGCAGCAAGGCAACAUAGUCGUCCUGUUGCACGUCGACGGCGUGCCGCUGGGCGCAGUGGCCCUGCAGGACCCGGUCCGCGAGGAGGCCUCUUGGGUGGUCAGCUACAUGGAGAGGACGCUCGGAGCGGAGGUCUGGAUGUGCACUGGCGACAACACUGCCACCGCCCAGUGCAUCGCGGCCCAGGUGGGGAUCAGGCACGUGAUGGCCGAGGCGCUGCCGACGACCAAGAGCGAGUGCGUCGCGAAGCUGCAGAGGCCAAGGAGGCGAGGCGAGAGGCCUCGCAGGGUGUGCUUCAUCGGCGACGGCAUGAACGACUCCCCAGCCCUGGCGCAGGCGGACGUCGGCGUGGCCCUCGGCGUGGGUGCGCACAUAGCAGUGGAAGCCGCAGACGUGGCGCUCGUUCGCUCGGAGCUGGGGGACUGCGUGACGUUCCUGGCCCUCAGCAGGGCCACCUUCAGGACCAUCCUGCUCAACUUCUUCUGGGCCUUCUGCUUCAACUUCCUCUGCCUGCCCGUGGCCGCGGGCCUGUUCUACCCCACGCUGCACAUACCGCCCCUCGUCGCGGGCAUCGGCAUGGCGUGCUCCUCGCUCUUCGUGGUCUGCUCGUCCCUGCUGCUCCGUCGGUUCUCGCCUCCGCAGGCCCCCCUGGCGCAGCCGAAGCAGCCGUCCGACUCCUCGACCACCGUAAGCCCUCGGGAGCAGCAGGACCUUGUGACUGGGAAGCAGAAGUGGAACGCGGCGCUGAAGGCCCAGAUAAUCGGUAGCCAGAAGACUUACCGAUACCAGACCAUGAUCUGAGUUGGUAUGACACGCACUCGCAGUUUCCAGUUGCCUCCAACACACUGGCGCCCCGUUGGUCGCACGAUUUGGGGAGGACAUUCGGCCCGGCGCGCUUGGUAGAGCACAUAAGACUUGUAGAGCACAUUAGCGGCUAGUUUAGGAAUUGCGAUGGCGGAUUCGAAGUGAACACGUCGGGCGCCAGCCCUGCCCAUCCGAAGCGAUGGCCGCGGGUGUAUGUUGUUAUCUUGCUUUCGACCCUUGCUUCUUCUUCUUCUAUGUAUGAUGUUCUUUUCACUUCGACCCGCUCCAACCGAGCUGCUGCUACGGUAUCGCUGCGCUGGCCCGCGUUCCUUGCUGGCGAGGCGCUCCUCUGCUGCGCGCUGCGAUUCGGCCCUCCUCUGGUUACGCGCAGCGCUUGCAGACAGAGCAUUUCUUCGUCGCCUGGUGCACGCGCAGUUACAACCUUCGACCCCUCACCUCCGGAGCUUGCUGUUCUCGGCUCCCGUUGGCCCUUACCUGCUGCCCCGCUCGAAGACUUCUGCCAGCUCGAUUCGGCAGAACUGGGGCAGCGCGCCGAGGUCUGGGCUGUGAAGCGGCCUCCCGGGGCGGGCGCGUGCCGCUGGUGCCCGGGAGGAAGCCCUCACACAGGAGCGUUGCCGAGCCGGGGGGGGGUUCUCGCCGCUUGCCUUGGGCGCCGCGUAAUGGGGGGCCACGCCCAAUUGCCUCGGCACACGCCGGCCCUGCGCAGUGAGCCCUGCCCGCAAGCCUCCGUGCACGGUUGGUCUGCCUCUUCGGGGAAGGCCCGGGAAGCUGCUCCGAGGGCUGCGGGGGGGGACGUCCGAGCCCUCUGCAGGCAGGCCCGCCUCGGGCGCUCUCUGGCGCACGCUCGCGGCCCCCGGCCGUGCGUCCGCUGGCGCCCGCCCGGCCAAGAGCCGCUCCCUGGUAGUAGCGGAGCACAGACAUCACAGGCCCGUGUUCGAAGGAUCACAGGCUCACGAAAGACACACACACAUUCCCCAGUCAGG
Molecule: messenger RNA, 4425 nt
Organism: Prorocentrum cordatum
Lineage: Eukaryota; Dinophyceae; Prorocentrales; Prorocentraceae
Source: the annotation of a GenBank genome assembly